GGCGGCCAAUGGUGGUUCCCGUUGCUGCCGGGUGCGCCGUGUUUUUGUUUUGGGUCGAAGUUGAGGCCCGAGCGGACGCGGCGGCGGCGCCGGGCCCAGGCCGGACCGCCGGGACCCCCCCGGGACCCCCCCCGGGACACCCCCGGGACCCCCCCCGGCCCCUCCUCACCCCCCUUCCCCCCCGCCAUGCGCAGGGACAUGAACGGGGUCACCAAGAGCCGCUUUGAGAUGUUCUCAAACAACGAUGAGGCCGUGAUCAACAAAAAACUGCCCAAGGAGCUGCUGCUGAGAAUUUUCUCCUUCCUGGAUGUGGUCACUCUGUGUCGCUGUGCUCAAGUUUCCAGGGCAUGGAAUGUUCUGGCCCUGGAUGGCAGUAACUGGCAGCGAAUUGACCUGUUUGAUUUCCAGAGGGACAUUGAGGGCCGGGUGGUCGAGAACAUUUCCAAGAGAUGUGGGGGAUUCCUGCGGAAGCUGAGCCUGAGGGGCUGCCUGGGAGUGGGGGACAACGCCUUAAGGACCUUUGCCCAGAACUGCAGGAACAUCGAGGUGCUGAACCUCAAUGGCUGCACCAAGAUCACGGACGCCACCUGCAUGAGCCUCAGCAAGUUCUGCUCCAAACUCAGGCACCUGGACUUGGCCUCCUGCACCUCCAUAACCAACCUGUCCCUGAAAGCACUGAGCGAGGGAUGCCCGCUGCUGGAACAGCUCAUCAUCUCCUGGUGCGACCAAGUGACCAAGGACGGGAUCCAGGCCCUGGUCAGGGGCUGUGGGGGGCUCAAAGCCCUGUCCCUGAAGGGCUGCACCCAGCUCGAGGAUGAGGCCCUGAAGUACAUUGGAGCACAUUGCCCCGAGCUGGUGACUUUAAACCUCCAAACCUGCUUGCAAAUCACGGACGACGGGCUGAUCACCAUCUGCAGGGGCUGCCACAAGCUGCAGUCCCUGUGUGCCUCCGGCUGCUCCAACAUCACCGACGCCAUCCUCAACGCCCUGGGGCAGAACUGCCCUCGCCUCAGAAUAUUGGAGGUGGCGAGGUGUUCCCAGCUGACCGACGUGGGCUUCACCACCCUGGCCAGGAACUGCCAUGAGCUUGAAAAAAUGGACCUGGAAGAGUGUGUCCAGAUAACAGACAGCACCCUAAUCCAGCUUUCCAUACACUGUCCACGGCUCCAAGUCCUGAGUUUAUCCCACUGUGAGCUGAUCACGGACGACGGGAUCCGUCACCUCGGGAACGGCGCCUGCGCCCACGACCGGCUGGAGGUGAUCGAGCUGGACAACUGUCCCCUCAUCACCGAUGCCUCCCUGGAGCACCUCAAGAGCUGCCACAGCCUGGAGAGGAUAGAGCUGUACGACUGCCAGCAGAUCACCCGGGCAGGGAUCAAGAGACUCAGGACCCACCUCCCCAACAUCAAGGUCCACGCCUACUUCGCCCCGGUGACCCCCCCGCCCUCGGUGGGCGGGAGCCGGCAGCGCUUCUGCAGAUGCUGCAUCAUCCUAUGACGCUGGAACGCUCAUCCCGGCAAACUGAGGCUGGAAUUGCGCCCGUGGCAUUCCGGGGGACACACCAGUAUCUUGGAGGGAGGCGAUCCCGGUGUCGUUUGCGAGGGCCCGUGAGCGGGGCCGGGAGCCCCCCGGAGCCCCCCGGGAUCCCCCCUGUGCCGGCGGGAACGGGGACUCGGCGGGAGCCGCAGCUGGGACAGCUUUGGAUCGGGGGAAUCCCGGCCCAUCCCCGCUGGGCUUGCUCAGCUGAACCCCCCCCUGUGGGAAGGACGGGAGGGCUUCCGACCCGGAAUGACUGAUGCUGCUGGUGGGGUUGGAAUAGGAAGCGGAAUCCUUGGAAGUGGGGGUUGAGGGAGAGGAGAGGGACUCGCUUUGACCCCCACAGCCGUUGUCCAGGAGGGAAAAAAACCCCAACAAACCUGAAAAUCCCAACAAGCUCCAUGUCCAUUUUUCAACGAGGGAGUGAAGGAGCAGCUGCUGAGCCGGGAUCCCCCUGGGAGCCAGGAUUUACUUGGAACCCAGGAUGUCCCUGGGAGCCAGGGAUCCCCUGUGCUCCCCCCUGACCGUGCUCUCUCCCAUAUCCACACUGUCCAGCUCGGAGGCUUUCCCAGGUGCUUGUGGUAGACCUUGGAAUCUGUGAUGUCAGAGUUUUUGACCUUCCCCACCUCCUGCUUUUUUCCUUUUUUUUUGGUUUGGUUUUUUUUUUUUUCCUUUCAGCGGGUUUUUAUUCAGUCAUUUCUUUGACAUCUCCCAGCCCAAAGUGACGAAUCCUUAAUUUCAGUUUUAAAAAGGAAAUUUUUGUUUUCCCAGGAGAAGCCCGAGCCUGUCAGGAAGGUUUUUAAGGAGCAGGUCGAGCUGCACCCCAGGCUGGGCUCUCAUGGGAUUUCUUGACCUGUUUGAGCAGGGAUUGGGUGUCCAAAUUUAUUCUGAUUUCAGGUUUUAUCCCAGUGACAAGGAUAUAAUUCCCAAUACAGGGAAUAAUAUAUAUAUAUUUAUAUAUAAUUCUCAAUGCAGGGAUAAAGUUCUAGUCUGUGUUCCAGCGACUGUAACUUCCCUCCUCCUGUCCUUUCCCUCCAUCCCUUCAUCUUAUCCCCAAGGAAAAGCAAAGUAGAACCUCUUUGCUUGUUGCCCUCAUGAAGAAAUAAGGAUUCCCUGAUGGAGCAGGUCUGGGAGCCGCCCUGGCUCCAGGGAGCACUGGGGGCUUUCCCCACCUUCCCACCUUCCACAGGUAAGUGUGGAACCCCCAGGAGGACCCACAGGGAUGGAAAGGGGUUGGGAUGAGCCAGGCCCAGCUCGGGGGGGGGAGGGAGGGAAGGGGGGGGGUUGGGGGCUGGUUUUGGGGGCGUUUCAGGCAAAAUCAGCGCAGGUGCUCCAGGGGAGCACAGAGAGCACGGACUGAUCCGGGCAUUCCAGGUGCCCGGGGUGGAACUGCUGGGCAGAUCCCAAGGGUUUAAGGGGGCAGGGCCUGGAUCAGGCUCCGGGGGGAGCUGAGCUGUGUCAGUCAUUCCCGCUGGCUGGAAGGAGCCCUCGUGUCCGUGGAUAUUCCCGCCCGGCUGGGGCUGAACCACCGAGGAACUGGGGCCUCCCCUCGGUCCUGAGGAAUUCCUUUGGUGGGAGAAGAGCAGGUGCAGCACCAGGAAUGGCUCCUCCAGGGUCUGGGGGGGUUGUUUUUUCACCAGGAGUUUGCUCCAAGGACAACGAGCUGCUUCCCAGGCUCUCCAGGCACAGGAGGGCCCCCGGGGGCUGCACUCCCUCCACCUCCCCCAGUCCCCCCAGUCUGUGCUCACGGUCUGCUGGGAGGAACUCCAGGCUGCUGUGGUUAAAAGGAUACUGUCAAUGCCUUCCUGUAGAUGCUUUUGAUCCCUUAUAUUUAUUCAAAUCCCCUUUAGCGCUGUGGAUUCUCCCUCUCUCCUCGAGAGAGAGGGGCUUCAUUUCCAGAACUUUCUCCAGGUUUCAGUGUGGCAGAGGAUGGUGAUCACCCAGCAAUCACAGGAUUUGCACAACUCUGGGGAAAAAAGCAAAACAAACCACUUUGUUCAGCUCAUACUGUGGCAGGGGAGAGCGAAAAGUGGGAUUUCGGAGGCGGGGUGUAGUUGGAUGACUGGAUUCCUUUGGAACAGAGCAGAGUUUUCCAGGGAAAACUCAAGAACACAGAACCCAAAGCAUUCUCUUUUUCUGUUUGCCAACCAGGGUGGCAGCAUUAAGGUAGCUCAAAACUACUUGACAGUGUCCUUUUAAAUCAAUUAUCCGUCUUCAAAUGGACUCUUCCUGAUGUUUGUAUUUAUAAGUACCAAUAAACACCAUUUUCCAA
Molecule: messenger RNA, 3808 nt
Organism: Pseudopipra pipra
Lineage: Eukaryota; Metazoa; Chordata; Aves; Passeriformes; Pipridae
Gene: FBXL20
Product: F-box and leucine rich repeat protein 20
Exons: 15
Coding region: 187-1497 (436 amino acids)
Biological process (GO): SCF-dependent proteasomal ubiquitin-dependent protein catabolic process
Cellular component (GO): cytoplasm; SCF ubiquitin ligase complex
Molecular function (GO): protein binding
Source: RefSeq, a predicted model, not a curated record